Bombina bombina (fire-bellied toad) is the source of this 1278-nucleotide messenger RNA. It is a transcript of the gene ID4, whose product is annotated as inhibitor of DNA binding 4. Gene Ontology annotation, molecular function: protein dimerization activity; transcription regulator activity. Bases 298 to 696 code for a protein of 132 amino acids. The transcript is spliced from 3 exons. NCBI's taxonomy places the organism in Eukaryota, Metazoa, Chordata, Amphibia, Anura, Bombinatoridae. The record is from RefSeq and is a predicted model, not a curated record. Gene Ontology annotation, cellular component: nucleus; cytoplasm. Gene Ontology annotation, biological process: circadian regulation of gene expression; negative regulation of transcription by RNA polymerase II; cell differentiation.
UUAGAGAAGGUGACGGGAUACACAGAUAUAGAGGCAACAACUGUCUGCACAUCUUCCUGCCUGUCAGUGCCAGAUUAGCACGGUAUAAUAACUUUUAUGCUAAACAGCUACACCGGUGAAGGAAUUGCAUUUGAAAGACCAAUUCUUUUGUAUCCAAUUGUAUAAAAGAAGAUCUUUUUUUUUUCUUUAGUCCUGAUUGGAUUUCUAUUUGCAUGCUCUAUAUCUGCGGCUGGAAGGCUGCGGGGUAGAUAUCUGGUGCAGAACCUAUACACACGAACCUGCCAUUUGUUUUGUGCAAUGAAAGCAGUGAGCCCAGUCCGUCCACAGAGUCGGAAAAGCUCGGUACCGGCCGGUGUAUGCGGGGAGCUGGCACUGCAUUGCCUGUCUGAGCACAGCCUUGGUGUAGCUCGCUACAAGAUGGAAGAAGAGGACUCCCUGUGCCUACAAUACGAUAUGAAUGAUUGCUACAGCCGGCUGAAGAGGCUGGUACCCACCAUCCCUCCCAACAAGAAAGUCAGCAAAGUGGAGAUCCUACAGCAUGUUAUUGACUAUAUACUGGACCUCCAGCUGGCCUUGGACACCCACCCUGUGCUGCUCAGACAACAGCCACCUGCCAGGACUCCAUUGACAGAUCUCAAUGCUGAUCCGGCAGCCUCAGUUGUGAACAAACAAGGAGACAGCAUAUUAUGUCGUUAAACUGUGUGUAAGGUGUGCAGCAGGCAAAUCCCGAGCCAGAAGAGCAGAGAGAAAGAGAGAGAAAAAAUAGAGAAUAAGGGAGGGGAAUGAAAAAACAGUCACCAAGACAAGAGGGGAAAAAUCCAAGCCUCACAUCGCAUCCACAAGACCAUAUUCCUUUAAUGUUUGUGCACGCUCAUGCCACUUAACACUGUCUUUUUUUUCUCAUUCAUUUUGCACCACAGAGGUGAAUUUUAUAUUAAUUGUGGACAUUUGAACUGAUGAAGAGGGAGGAUUUGGAUAGUAAAAAUAUAUUAAAAAAAAAAAAUAUGCUGUAAAAUGAAGAACUGAAUUUUGAAGCUUUACUAAUAUACCAGAGCAUUGUAGAUAUUUUUUUUACAUCUAUUGUUUAAAAUAGAUGAUUUUAUCAGUUCAGGGAAUUUUCUGCUCCCUGCAGGAAUGUUACAUAUUGUAUAGAAAAAAGAGUGACAUUUCAUACUGUAUAUAGAGAUGUUCUAUAAGUGUAAGUCAUAAAAGUAUACGCUUUAAUAGACUACUGUAAUUAUGAAGUAUUUUUAAUUAAAUAUUUUGUGUAAAUAUGAA